Acanthosepion pharaonis is the source of this 684-nucleotide messenger RNA. The record is from the annotation of a GenBank genome assembly. NCBI's taxonomy places the organism in Eukaryota, Metazoa, Mollusca, Cephalopoda, Sepiida, Sepiidae.
AUGAAAUUCUCAUUUUCUUACCUCCACUCACAAAAUUCUCACUUUCUUUUUUAUUACCUCCACUCACAAAAUUUUCAUUUUCUUUUUUCUUACCUCCGCUCACAAAAUUUCAUUUUCUUACCUCCACUUUUUCUUUUUUAUUACCUCCACUCACAAAAUUCUUUAUCUCAUUGUCUUUUUUCGCCUUCCACAAAUUUCUUUCAAUUUGGCAUAUCUUCUGUCACAUGUUUCUCAGCUUCUCUUUUUCUCUCUUCCUCUUUUAGACUUUCUUCUGAGAAACAUACAGGUAUGUCUAUAUGGAUUCAUAUCUAUCUAUAUAUCUAUCUAUCUAUCUAUCUAUCUAUCUAUCUAUCUAUCUAUCUAAAAUCAUAUCUAUCUACCUAUCUAUCUAGCAAAGUCAAUAUGGACUCAUAUCUAUCUAUCUAUCUAUCUAUCUAUCUAUCUUAUUAUAUUCAUAUCUAUCUAUCUAGUUAUAUCUAUAUGAAAUCAUAUCUAUCUACCUAUCUAUCUAAUUAUGUGUAUAUGGAUUCAUAUCUAUCUAUCUAUCUAUCUAUACCUGUUCAUAUUUAUCUAUCUAAAUUUCUUCAUAUCUAUCAAUUCUGUUGUAAUCUAAGUUUGUCUAUGUCUAUUCAUAUCUAUCUAUCUAUCUAUCUAUCUACCUAUCUAUCUAUCUAUCUAUCGUAA